AAUAAACUGUCAAUUUGUUAAAUGCUAUUGAUUAUUACAAAAUGCCAUUGAUUAUGUUUAAUCGCGUGUUUAUAAUACUCGAUAUAAUUUUCAGCAGUUUAUUUUCAGCAAUAGAAAGGCAAAAGAAGCAAUGUUCGUUUAAACGAUACUUAACAGCCAAACGUUUUCGCGCUAGUGUCAAGAUUGCGUGGAAACAGUUGACACCGCGUUUCGGCUUUGACGUAUUAUGGAUGCGCGUCAUCUUGAAUGCGCUCUGUGCAUAUUAGGCCGGGUCAUCUCAUCCCAUUUCAUCUUCUCCCGCUUGAAAAUUGCACAACUCGCGCGACGCGCCUAUUCCCUUUGAGCGAGACCGCGUUUCGCAUCCUUCUCGCACCCUUUUCUCUCUCAGACUCUUUUAAAACCCUUUACGACCUUUUACAUCCCUUUACAAUCAUUUACAACUCUUUUUACGACCCUUUCUACGUUGCAUUAUGUGAUAAACUUUUGCACCAAGUAAUUAUCUUUUCAUAAAAUUCUUUAAUUUCUCUCGCUUAUGCAUGGAGCUCUGUUUCUCGCUACGAAGAUUUGUAUGUAAAAAAUAUUGACUGACGCAUAAGCAGUUCCAUUAACGCGCAUAUGCAUAUGCGCGCGCUAAUGGAACAAAGAUGAACAGAUAAAAAAAAAAGAGAAAUAAUUUUUUUCCCCUCUAUCCCACUUUGUGUUUUGAAAUUUCGCGAAUAUUUGUCUCGGAUAAUUUGCGAUUCGUUAUUAGGCCACUGCUUCACAAUUCAUUCGAAAGAGAAAUCAUUAUUUUAAACAGUCUUUGUUACUCGUGAAUCGACGAGCGGAAAAAUAUACGCGCGGAAAAACCCCUGUUGGGAGCCACCCCGGAUGCUGCUGUAGAGUAGUGCGGAUCAGAGAAGAGCGACAGCGACGAAGGUCCGUGGCGCAGGCGUCAUGAUGGAAGUCGAUAGGUGUCGAUAAUAACAGUUGCGCAGUGCGCACUCGUAGCAGCAGGCGAGCUGCUCGCUCGCUCGCUCGCGCGCCUCGCACAUAACCUUCAAAGUCUUCUGUAAGUGCGGGCGAGGACUGCGAGGAGUGAGGACUGAGGAGGGUGUCGGAGGGUGUCAAUCGUACGAUCGCCGAUCGCCGUCGUCGAUCCGCGCGACGACGUGACGUGACGUGACACCUGUCAGGUGCAGGCCCGCAGGGUGGUGUCUUCCUUUGCGUCCUCGUCGACGCGUACACACAGGACGACCGGAUGGAAGAUUAGAAAGUAUAUGGACUGUCGAGAAAGGUUGCUCGCUCGUACGAAAGAUGGGUCAUGGGUCAAGUCGCUCUACUUCGUCGAAUAUUCUUUCCACGGAGGAAUUGACAUUAGUGGAAAACCUCUUUAAAUCUAUGUCUCGCAGCUCAGGUUCCAUCAAACGCGAGGACAUAUUCAAGCACUGGUCCGUACAUUUGGACGAUGCGUUAUUACAGUUUGUGGUCCGAUUUCUCUGUCACGAUCCAGGAAAGAAGGUCUCGGCCAUCAAUGGAGAGAACUUUGGCCGGCUCUAUGUCUUUGCUGUACGCGGUAAUCCCGAGGAACGAACUAACCUGAUCUUUGAUGGUUUCUCGGAGGAAGAGCAAAAAUACGAAAUACCCACCACUUCGUUCCUUCAAUAUAUUCAAGCAACGAUUAACUCUUACUUGCGACUGCAGAAAAACUCUGGCAAUGCCCACUACCUCACUUGGAGUAGUAUUGGCUGCACUGUCAACACUAGGCGCAUAGGGAUGCGUUCUCGCACUCUCUGUGAGGAUCUGAUUAAGUAUGGGGACGUGUUGACCAUCGAUCAAGUGGAAAAUUGGUUCACGACAGCUGCCACGUUCAAGAAUAUUCAAUCGCACGUUUUUCAAUAUCUUUAUCUCGUCUCGCAAAAGAAGGGUAGCGAUAAGAAUACGGGAGCACGAAUAAAUGACUUGAAUCUUUUGCCGUUGUGCAAAGGUUUGGAAAAUAUACCGCACUUUCCAAGUAUAUUAGGCUUAGGAGACGUUCUGUUCCUAAAUUUGAGUCUGCCACACGAGUUACGUGAUGAAUGGCGAUUUCUGUUUUCGAGUCAGGUGCAUGGCGAAUCGUUUUCGACCAUGUUAGGAAGGAUUGUGAUGCAAGGUGCUACAAUAAUCAUACUACAAGAUAUGGAUGACCAUGUAUUUGGUGGUUUCGCUUCGGACAGCUGGAAACUAGGGCCGAAUUUCAUAGGAAAUCAAACGUCAUUCCUAUUCAAGCUUGAGCCGGAAAUUUUGACAUUUUCAUCUACGAAUUACAACAAUCACUAUCAAUAUCUCAAUCUCCAUCAGCAAACGAUGCCUAAUGGCCUGCUUAUGGGGGGGCAGCUUAAUUAUCCCGGCCUCUGGUUGGAUUGCGAAUACGGCACCGGAAAAUCGAGCUUGUCGUGCACAACUUUUCAAAAUUAUGUACAGCUUAGUGGUAAGGAAGACUUUAAAAUCAAACACUGUGAGGUAUGGGGAGUCGGUCCAGUGCCAGACGCGGAAGAGGACGUGCGCGAAAUAAAGUCUGUGUUGGAUCAAGACCCAACAUCAAAGGUCAUACUAGAAUUGUCUGGUCGUAAGUUACACAGUGAGGGACUUCGCGAGGAUCCAGAGUAAUUGUGAUAAAUAUAGAGAUUUUUAUGAGAACUUGAGCAGAGAGAGAGAAAAAGAGAGAGAGAGAGAGAGAGAGAGAGAGAGAGAGAGAGAGAGAGAGAGAGAGAACACUAGUUGUAAAGAUAUUUACAGUUAUUUAAGAUUGAUCAAUUGAUUUUACACAAAAUCUAUAUAAAUAUUGUUAUCGAUUCUUACAAUUGUAAUUGGAUAUAUGCGGGUAUAAGAAACGUAUUAAAAAACUCAUAUAAUAAUAUUUAUGAUCUAAAAGUCCUCCCAUUUUACACGAGUGUAUAUCUUUGAAGUUGAAACGAAUUCACGUGAUAGCGACAUGAGAAACAAUUGAAAUACAUCAAGAGAAACGAAUUAUAUUACGAAAAUUGUUAUAAAAGUUUGAGUGAAAAAGUUUGGCUUGUCUGUAUGAAUGAAUUCCGUAAACAUUUUUACAGACUUGAGUGAGACUAUUUGUUUGUAAUUAUUUAUCAGGUAUAUUAUUAUAGGACUUUUGUCCCCUUUUUAUAACGGCCUGAUAUCUCUCGAUUCGCGAUUGUUUCUUCGAUCAUUCGAUAUUUAUCAUGUAAUUUUAUUAUGUCGUGUAUAUGUGUUACUUAUGAAUUCAGUGCUAUGAUAUUAAAGAAUGCCGAAUUGUUGCGUGGCCUGAAUGCCUAUUGUCCAGUGCCUGACGAGUCGUUAUAAUUGUUAAUUUACCGUUCUCUGCGUAUGUUGAUUAUUCAUAAACGAACAACCGUGUGCCAUACAAAUUGUUUUUGUUAACUAAGACUGUAUAAUUGUCGUGCAAAAAAUAAAAGGAAAUAUGCAAACACUCUGACCGUUUGCCAAUUAUAAAGUAAAAAAAAAAAAAAAUGCACUAGUGUAAGAUCUACUAAAAGUUCAAUAAACAAUCAAAACCAUA
This is a messenger RNA of Monomorium pharaonis (pharaoh ant), 3535 nucleotides long. Its product is annotated as MTOR-associated protein MEAK7. Lineage: Eukaryota; Metazoa; Arthropoda; Insecta; Hymenoptera; Formicidae. The record is from RefSeq and is a predicted model, not a curated record. The transcript has 2 exons. The coding region runs from base 1297 to 2628 and encodes 443 amino acids.